UGUUUACAACAUCCAGAUGAGCACACCACCAUCAACCGGCCCCCAAAAUAUUGGAAAUACCCAACAUCCAUGCACCUUUUGAACUACAGAACCUCUGAACCAGACAAGAGCAGUAACAUACAGACAGAGGCUAACAACAAUAUUCUACAUGCCAUAAGAGCAGCUAACAGCAUGAGAGAAUUGCAUGCAUUUAGCCUACCUUGUGUUACCCUAGUACACCAUGACUUGUUCUUUCUCAUCUACCACUUCUAUUCCCCAAGAUUACAUAGGAGCUGGUGGUGAAGAGAGGAUGAAGAGAAGAAAGAAUCUGGUGGGAGUGAGGCAGAGGCCUUCUGGAAGAUGGGUUGCUGAGAUCAAAGACACAAAGAAGAAGAUCAGAAUGUGGUUGGGCACUUUUGAGACUGCAGAGGAAGCUGCCCGGGCAUAUGAUGAGGCAGCAUGCCUGCUCAGGGGAUUCGACACCAAAACCAAUUUGGUACCUAGUGUUCUCAGGAAUUAUAAUCCUGCCCUAGCUUCCAGAAUAGCAAAUCUUCUCAACCACAGGAAUGAUUCUUUUGCUCCUGUGUCUGAACCCAAAGAGCAAUUGAUGCCUAAAUCCUGCUCAAGAAGCCCACAAUUCCAAGCCGUGUUAGUGCCUGAUAAUGGUGGUGCUCUGAAUCUUUUGGGUCAUGGGAUUGAAAAUCAGGGGAAAUUUAAGGAAGGGGGAAAUGGGUCAGCGAGAUUUUUAGAGUAUUUGUGGCCCAUGAAUUUGCAGCUGCCUGCUGUGAAUCAGAUGUUAGUUCCUGCCAUAGAUGACAGGGCUUCUGCGCAUGUAGAUUACUUUAGGUCUGAUGAUUUAGAUUCAUUCAGUAGUCAACCUAAUUCUUCUCCUGCAGUUCCUUCUGGGGCAUGGAAUAGAACUGGAGAAGAAAUUCAAGCCCAGUUCAUGCCUGAUAAUGGUGCUUCUCCUAAUGCUUUGAAUCAGGGGACUGCAAUUCAGGAGAAAUUAAGGAAGGGGAAAAUGGGUCUGUGAAUUUUUUAGAGAAUUUGUGGCCCACGUAUUUGCAGAUGCCUGGUGUGAAUAAGAUUUUAGUGCCCGCCAUGGUUGACUGUCUUCAAAGCCACGCAGACCAACGGGUUUUGACAAAUUUGGAUUACUUUCUACAGAGGUCUGAUAAUUUAGAUUCUUUGAGUAGUCAGUCUAAUUCUUCUUCUGCAGUUCCUUGGAAUUCUUAUGGGGAAAGGAAUAGAACAGGAAAUUGCAGUCCCUCAGGUGAUGAGAAUUUGAAUAAUGAAGGAGCUCUGUUGGAUCUUCUUCGGCUUUAAAGAACUUGAGGAAGGUUGAUUUGAGAAAAUUGUGGGGGUUUACUUUCUGAUUACAAAACUCUAGCCUUUUAACAGGGUUACUGCAUUUCUUAUUCAUUUUUCUAUGGAGGAGGAUGAUUUGGUAUACCUCUUGUCCGGGGCAAACAUAAGGGGGGUUCUUACACGGGAUAAUUCAUGGUGAAUGUGAUGGUUCAUUUCCUCCCACAUGUAAUGUUGAU
Messenger RNA from Cryptomeria japonica (Japanese cedar), 1523 nucleotides. Its product is annotated as ethylene-responsive transcription factor ABI4. Bases 221 to 1012 code for a protein of 263 amino acids. The transcript has a single exon. The record is from RefSeq and is a predicted model, not a curated record. Gene Ontology annotation, molecular function: DNA binding; DNA-binding transcription factor activity. Gene Ontology annotation, biological process: regulation of DNA-templated transcription. Lineage: Eukaryota; Viridiplantae; Streptophyta; Pinopsida; Cupressales; Cupressaceae.